AUGGACUCACUUAAUGUACUCAAAUAUAUGGAGAAAAGACAACUUGGGUAUACCGGAUUUAAAAGCAAAUUGAGUGACAUGUUUAUUGGACAAAUGGGUUAUAUACCUCAAACAUAUGAUAACACACACAAUACAAAUGUUCAUAUUGGAAAUACUUUUGCUUGUAAAUUCAGUAGGAAUAAAAACAAUUUACACGUAGUUGGUGUUUCAACUGAACACGGAGAUAUAGCUAUUCAAAAUACUAUAGGGCCUAUAGGCCAUUACAACGACCAAAAGAAGAAAGUACAUAGAUAUGGUGUACACCAAAAUGCUAUUUUUAACUUUGCAUGGGCUGAGCCACAAAUGAAAUUAAUAACGGCCUGUGGAGAUCAAACCUCAAAGUUAUGUAAUUUAACACCAGACGGGGUACUCGUAGUAGAAAGAGAUUUUGCUUAUAAUUCUUCUGUUAAAAGUGUAAUGUUUUGCCCUGGAUCUUCAGAUGUAUUUUGUGGUGGAUGUCAAGAUGGUUCAAUAAAAAUCUGGGAUGCACGUGUAAAUAAUGCUCAAAGAGCUUUGGAGUUUGAACACAAUAUACCUAACACACACGGCAUUUAUGGAGCAAUAUUAAAAAAAAAAAAAUCAAAAAAAAUGUUCGGAGUAUCUUCUGUAAUAUUUAAAACUGAUCAAACUAUUAUAUCUUGUUCUUCCAUGGACCAUGAUAUCAAAUUAUGGGAUUUACGUAAAAGUUACCGCCAAGUAAAAGGUAAUACAGAACCUCUACCACUCAUGAAAUAUUUUAAUGAAAUGAAAAUUUCACCUCUAAAUAAUGGUUAUGUAGAUAUAAUAACAAAUCCUCAAUCUACUUUAAUGUAUGCGAGUUGUAUAAAUAAUGUUAUUUACUGUUAUUCAUUGGAUUCUACAGAAACAAAGCCAAUAUGUCAAUACUCUGGACAUUUCCAUGAAACUGGAUAUUCCAAAAUUAGUAUUAGUCAUGACGGCCGUUAUCUAUUUAGUGGUUGUAUGGAAAAUAUUGGCAUUAUAUGGUUGACAGAUUUUCCAUUUAAUGAAAAUCCAAUGUUUAAAAUAGACAAAAUUGAUGAGCAAUUUCGUAAAAUAGAAUUGAGUACUUCAGACUGGUGUGCAGAUUCAACAAUUACUAAAUUGGUAACAAGUGGUGAUUCAAUGCCAAUGGUGUGGUCAAUACUUACCCAUGAACAGAAAAUAUCUGAAGAAUCUUCAAUUUGCCCAACUUCAUUGUAUAAAUCAAGAAAAUCUUCAGUAAAAAUGUGUACAGUUCCUAUCAAAUUUGACACUGAACUCAAAGAAAAAUAUAAAAAAGAAACAGAAGAAACCAUGGAAAAUUGGGAUAUCCAAAAUCAAAACUUUGUUCCAAAUGUAGAAUAUUUAAAUGUGACUCCUAAAAAACCAUGGAAUGUAAUUUUUUGUCCAAAAACAACAUCUUCAUUGUCCACUCAGAUAUCACCUAAGUUAGAAACAACAUCUACACAUUCUACGCUCGUGGUUUCUAAUCAAAUCCCUGAAGUAGUUACACCUACUUCAAGUAAAAAACGAAAAAAAAGUAUUGUAUCUCCUAAAAGUUUAAUUGACCAAUAUUUGGUGCCAAGGAGCAAACGUGAAAAAUUGGAUACUGUACAUGAAAUUUAG
Molecule: messenger RNA, 1644 nt
Organism: Macrosiphum euphorbiae (potato aphid)
Lineage: Eukaryota; Metazoa; Arthropoda; Insecta; Hemiptera; Aphididae
Source: the annotation of a GenBank genome assembly